AGAGCGGUCUUCUCUUCCCCCAUUCCGCCCUGUGACUUCUCGUCACCUCCCUCACCACUUGAAAUCGGAACCUCUCGAAGCUUCUCCACCUCCCUCUCCUCCCCGUCUGAUGGAAGCCCCCCCGGCUUCCCCGAGCUUUGCCUGCGAUCGCCGACGUUUUCUCCAAGGCAUUCUGUUCUCCGGUGCAGUUGCGUGUUUCCACGCCUUCAAUCGGUGAAACAUUCCAGCUUUCUCCUCCUCCUCAAACAUCUGUGGUUUUCUUAGCUGAAAUCUCUUCGUGACCUUCUGGAAAUCGGUAGGCUCGCGGAGAACCGAAGCAUGUGCGGUGGUCCAGAGCGCCUGAAACACUCGCCGUCUCCGUCUCCGUCUCCGUCUACAUCUCCAUCGCUGUUUACUUCUGAACAAAGGAGUAGCUCCUCGCCGUCAGUCGAUAUGAACCAUCUAACGUUAGAGACCGACGACAACUUUUCCAGCCUCCUCGAGCUCGUCGCCGACAACGACGCCGACGGGUUACGGAGAGCCGUCGACGAGUACCCCUCCGCCGUCGACGAGAUCGGCCUAUGGUACGGCCGCAAGAAGGGCUCCAAUCGGAUGGUCCUCGAGCCCCGGACGCCCCUCAUGGUCGCCGCCACCUACGGUAGCAUCGAAGUCCUCCAAUUAAUUCUCAGUUCGUCCUCCGUCGAUGUCAACCGCUGCUGUGGGCCCGACAAGACCACUGCCCUCCACUGCGCUGCCUCCGGCGGCUCGGCGAACGCUGUCGACGCCGUGAAGUUACUACUCUCUGCUGGUGCUGAUGCCAGUUUGGUCGAUGCCAACGGCCAUCGCCCGGCCGAUGUGAUCGCCGUCCCUCCAAAGCUGGUUGAAGUCAAACUAGCCCUUGAGGAGCUCCUCGGAAGCCCCAGCGGUGGCAACCGCCGGUUUCUCCGUCUGUCGACGAGCACGUCGAGCUUCAGCUCGCCACCGUUAUCCCUGUCGCCCGACGAGGAUGGAUCGCCUUCGUCCGAUUCAUCCGCCUCUCCGACGGCCGGAAAGUUCCAUGACCAUCUUCCAGCUUCCGUGGCGUCGGAGAAGAAAGAGUACCCGGUGGAUCCCUCCAUGCCUGACAUCAAGAACAGCAUCUACGCCACCGAUGAGUUCCGGAUGUUUUCUUUCAAGGUGCGGCCCUGCUCCCGGGCUUAUUCCCAUGACUGGACCGAGUGUCCUUUCGUUCACCCUGGAGAGAAUGCUCGCCGGAGGGAUCCGAGGAAGUACCACUAUAGCUGUGUUCCUUGCCCGGACUUCCGGAAGGGCGCGUGUAGGCGGGGGGACCUGUGCGAGUAUGCUCACGGGGUUUUCGAGUGCUGGCUCCACCCGGCGCAGUAUCGCACGAGGCUCUGCAAGGAUGGAACCAGCUGCACCCGCCGGGUCUGCUUCUUUGCUCACACUAACGAGGAGCUCCGCCCGCUUUAUGUCUCGACUGGCUCCGCCGUGCCGUCUCCUCGGUCCUCUGCCUCAGCGGCAAUGGAGAUGGCGGCGGCGAUGAGCCUCCUGCCGGGGUCCCCGUCUUCUGUUUCGGUGAUGUCGCCGACCCCUUUUACGCCUCCCAUGUCGCCGUCCGCCAAUGGCGGAGGACACUCUUCCCUGGCCUGGCCCCAGCCGAAUGUGCCUGCGCUGCAUCUUCCGGGGAGCAAUCUCCAGUCCAGCAGGCUUCGCACUUCUCUCAGUGCGAGAGACAUGCCUGCCGAUGAAUUCUCCGUGCUGCCGGAGCUUGAAGCAGCACAGCAACAGCUCAGUGAUUUCUGCUUCUCACCCAGCCAAUCUCGCCUUGGCUCGUCCUUAGCUGGGAAUCGGCCUGUUCGUUCUACUACCCUGGCAUCAUCCAAUCUUGAUGACCUCUUCUCUGCGGAGAUUUCGUCAUCUCCGAGGUAUAAUUCUGAUCAGGGAGGUGUUUUCUCGCCAUCCCAUAAGUCGGCUGUGCUCAAUCCGUUCCAGCAGCAGCAGCAGCAGAGCCUGCUCUCACCCGUCAACACCAACAGCGUGUUCUCUCCCAAAGCGGUGGAUCCCCAGCAGCAGCUCUCUGGCCACUCCACUCUGCUGCAGGCCUCGUUGGGGGUCUCAUCCCCCGGCCGGAUGUCUCCCCGAAACAUGGAGCCGCUCUCGCCUAUGAGCUCCCGUCUUGCUGCUCUUGCCCAUCGAGAGAAGCUCCAGCAACAGCUGCGCAGCCUCAGUUCUCGUGAUCUCAGUUCGAACAACGGCGUCCCUUCCAUGGUGGGUUUGCCUGGGAAUUCUUCGUGGUCCAAUUGGGGAUCCCCAUCAGGGAAGGUCGACUGGGGAGUUGAUGGAGCCGAGCUCGGCCGAUACAAGCGCUCGGCUUCAUUCGAGCUUGGUUCUGGGGGCGAGGAGCCUGAUGUUUCCUGGGUGCAGUCGCUAGUGAGCCCACCAGAGGCGAAGGAGGAGCAUGAAACAAAUACCUUGGGGAGCAAUGGCGGUGGAGGGGCUUCGGAUGGCUCAAACAAUUCUAAUAACCAAUUGGAUGGAUCAGAUCAUACAGUUCUUGGGGCCUGGUUGGAGCAGAAGCAGCUCGAUCAGCUCGUCGCCUAGUAAAGCUAAAAGCAAAACCGAACCUAUUACUAAGAUCUCCUCAAAGAUUAGCAGCAAUAGUAAAUAAUUUUUUGGUCUUGUUGGCAAAGAAGGCUGGGGAUGAUGGUGGUUCGUUAAAAAAUCAGUCAGAGAUUCGUUUUUGGAAGAAAUUUGUUAUUUUAUUUCAAGAGUUUCCGACAGCUGAAUCUGGAGGGAAAUUUAGCUCUAGGUUUGUUAGUAGGCAUACCCCGGUAAUCAUCUCUCCCUUAAAUUUGCAUGUUUUUGGGGUCUUUCUUCCUCUUCCCCAAAGCUCCAGCUCACGCUGGAUCGCAACUCUGCUUUAGUUUCUGGGUCUUUUAACCAUAUAUUUGUUAAUGAUAUAUCUUAUAUUUUGAGAACUGUCAUAGCUAACUUGGCAACAAGGGAUGGAAGAAGAAGGACGACAGGGGGGUAGUGCCCAAGACUUUUGUGGAGGGUUUUCCUAGUUCCUGAUCUCUCGUGGACCGGGUCCGCCUUUUGAGGGGACAUGGUGGGUGGGAGGGAUAGUAUCUAUUGAUGUGGGCGUACGUGGCCCACUUAAGAGGGUUGAAUUAUUGGCACUUCUUUUGUAUGAUAUUGUUGGAGGGUCUGUGGGCAGGUGGAAAGUAAGGUUCAUAUGUUUUCUGUGUGAGUAUACAUUGAUUUAAAACUUUAUUAUUAUUGUUAUUAUUAUUUCAUCUACUAUACCAAUAUAUUUUUGUCUCGU
Phoenix dactylifera (date palm) is the source of this 3304-nucleotide messenger RNA. Its product is annotated as zinc finger CCCH domain-containing protein 24-like. Gene Ontology annotation, molecular function: protein binding; metal ion binding. Lineage: Eukaryota; Viridiplantae; Streptophyta; Magnoliopsida; Arecales; Arecaceae. The record is from RefSeq and is a predicted model, not a curated record.